GUGUGAGCACUUGCCGCAGCCUUUUGGGGACACUUUUGGGUCCGGGGCGGUGGGGGGGGGAACCGCUCGCGGGUGCAAGACGCUUUGUUUGACCUCGAGAUCUACCGCUUGUUGAACCGCGGGAUCUACAUUGUGAUCCGUGAGGCUCUUGCUCAACUCACCGUCGGUCAGGUGCCGGAUCCACUGCGACGUGCAGAUCUUCUCGCGGCCGGGCGAGCAGAAGACGCCUGGUGCCCAGCAGAUUCCAGCAGCAGCAUGUGCACAUGUGACUUUCAGAGGAGUUGGUCAGAAUUUGGCAGACGAGUUGAUCAGACUUUGGAUGUGAGGGCUUGCGAAGCUGAUUUUGGCUGAAAUCUGAAAGUUGCUUGUGGAUCUUGUUGCUAUGUCCUUCAAUGCAGUUGCGGCUCGGCAACCUUGCCCGCGGCAAGCGUGAGGGUGACGGCGAGCCGGCCAAGUCUGACUGGGAAGACUUGCAGGCCGCCGUCUUGGCCGGUGACACAAAGGCCCUGCAGGUGGCCGACGCAGUGAUGGCGCAGGCCAAGAGCCGCACUGACGCCGAGCGCAUGGAGGCGUUGGGACGCCUCCUGCAGGAGGAGUCCGUGGAGGACUGGCGGAGCCUGCAGCUUGGCGCUCCGCGUGCAGCCAUGCCUGCCUCUGACAGCGUCUCAUCCAGGGACCCCAGGAACCUCAGGGACCCCAGCAACGCCAGGCGCCCCAGAAACCUCAAAACUUUCAGAGACCCCUGAAACCCCCGCCCUCCAGGGCACGACAGCUUGUGACUUCCGCGGUGCCGAUUUCGGUUGCUUGUUUUGCAGGCAGGCCAGUUUGGUAUCUCGCUUGGACUUUGAUGCAGCGGCAGGAUGUGGG
This is a messenger RNA of Effrenium voratum, 867 nucleotides long. Lineage: Eukaryota; Dinophyceae; Suessiales; Symbiodiniaceae. The record is from the annotation of a GenBank genome assembly.